AACAGAGAAUAUUUAUGCCCUUUGUUCCCAGUUUCUUCGUUCUUCUUCCCACAGUCCCACUCUUGUUGCACUUGCAAUUUUUACAGCGACUGCGUUCACUCACCGCCACCGGCCACCGAAUUUCGCCGUCGUCAACUCGUCGUCUGGCGACCUGCCAGGCUGCCACCACUCGGCCGUUGCCAUCCGAAUUCCGAUACAAAAUCAGAAGAAAAUUUAGUUAGAAAAAAGCCCAUGAAACAUAUUAUAUACAGCCACGAGAUCUGAAAUAUACUAUCAGCCCAAAUCUUUUGAUCCUUUUGCCGCAUCCAUCAAACACAUUCCGGGCGUUGUCGGAGAAGAACACGCAGAGACCCAAUGGAGGCGCCAGCGACGGAGGUAAAGAAUAAAAGCUCGCCGGUGAUACCAUGGAUGAGAGACCCAGUUGAUAUUAGUAUCUCCGGCUCCUGCCCGCUCAGUUCUCUCCCUUUUCUUGACCCCAGAUUAGAGACAGCUUUGCAUAGUAUGGGAAUCACAUCACUCUUUCCUGUGCAAGUAGCAGUUUGGCAAGAAACAAUUGGGCCGGGUUCUUUUAAUCGAGACCUCUGCAUAAAUUCGCCCACAGGGAGUGGGAAAACUCUUGCUUAUGCUUUGCCGAUUGUGCAGACGCUAUCUUCUCGAACAGUAAAAUGCCUUCGAGCUCUGGUCGUAUUGCCCACUCGUGACUUGGCCGUGCAGGUUAAGGAAGUGUUUGCUGCUUUGGGCUCUGCAGUGGGCUUGUCUGUGGGUUUGGCAGUGGGCCAAUCUUCCAUUGCUGAUGAGAUCUCAUCUCUCAUCGAGAAGCCCAAUGUGGGAACUAGCAGUUGUGAUGAACCUGAAGAUUUCGUUCGGGAGCCAAAAAGUUCGGUGGAUAUACUUGUAGCAACGCCAGGAAGGCUAAUGGACCAUAUUAAUAACACUGAUGGUUUCACGCUCGAGCAUCUUUGUUACCUUGUGGUUGAUGAAACAGAUCGGUUACUAAGAGAAGCCUACCAAUCUUGGCUGCCUACUGUUCUUCAGUUGGCUUAUUCUCGAAAUCAAAAUCGAGUUCCAUUUUCUGAUGAUGAUAUUCUUCCUACAUACGGCUCACUCAAAACCAUCCGAAAUUUUGGGGUCGAGAGGGGGUUUAAGGGCAGGGCUCAUCCGAGACUCUCGAAGAUGGUCCUAUCAGCUACACUAACUCAAGAUCCGAGUAAGAUUGCGCAGCUUGAUCUUCAUCAUCCAUUGUUAUUGACUACUGGACGAAAGCGCUACCAGCUUCCCGAACAACUGAAAUCUUAUAAAGUGUUGUGCACGUCAAAGCUUAAACCACUUUAUCUACUGGCGUUGUUGGGAACUUUGCAAGGGGAGAAAAGCAUUGUUUUCACGUCAUCCGUAGAGUCGACUCACAGACUUUGCACAUUGUUAAAUUUCUUCGGUGACCUUCAAAUUAAGAUUAAGGAGUAUUCUCGUCUGCAGCGUCAGUCCAUAAGAAGCAAGACAUUGAGGGCAUUUCGGUCAGGAGAAGUGCAAGUACUGAUUUCAUCUGAUGCAAUGACUCGAGGAAUGGACGUUGAAGGGGUGAAAAAUGUAAUAAAUUACGAUAUGCCCUCGUAUAUAAAGACCUACAUUCACCGAGCCGGCCGAACUGCGAGGGCUGGGCAAACCGGGUGUUGCUUCACGCUUUUGCACAAGGAUGAGGUUGCACGAUUCAACAGGCUGUUACGAAAGGCUGAUAAUGAUUCUUGUCCCGUUUUUCCUGUUCCAUCUGAGUCGGUAGAGUCGUUUCAGUCCAUGUACAAAACAGCUUUGGAACGACUGAAAGAGAGUGUCGAAUCCGAAAAAUUUAGAAAGGGCAGUGUUAGGAGCAAGCGCCCAGGUGUUGUUUGCGAAAAGGCGAAAGCUGCCUGAAGGAACACACAGAAUAUGAUAAAAAGAAACAAGGUCUCUCGUUUUAUUUUUGAAGUAUUAUAAUCUUAAACUGUGUAUGGGUAAAUUUUUUUGUGUUUGUUAAAGUUGAGGUAUAUUUCUAUUUUGGACCACAUUUAUAGUUCGACUUCAAACCUUUCUCAUUAUUAUUUCAGAUGUACGGUCGAAUUUGCCUCCAUACUUUAUAUAAUAACUGUUACGAUAGUCUAACGGUUAGACGACUACAUUAAGACGGCCUUAUGCUUUCAUCAGAUGUACAUACGUUUUAGUUUGACAUUUUGUAAAUGUAUUUUUUUUUUUUUUCAAA
Molecule: messenger RNA, 2230 nt
Organism: Striga asiatica
Lineage: Eukaryota; Viridiplantae; Streptophyta; Magnoliopsida; Lamiales; Orobanchaceae
Source: the annotation of a GenBank genome assembly